Messenger RNA from Suillus bovinus, 951 nucleotides. RefSeq names its product mitochondrial 39-S ribosomal protein L47 (MRP-L47)-domain-containing protein. Gene Ontology annotation, cellular component: mitochondrial ribosome; mitochondrial large ribosomal subunit. The record is from RefSeq and is a predicted model, not a curated record. Gene Ontology annotation, biological process: mitochondrial translation. The transcript has 3 exons. NCBI's taxonomy places the organism in Eukaryota, Fungi, Basidiomycota, Agaricomycetes, Boletales, Suillaceae. Bases 68 to 751 code for a protein of 227 amino acids. Gene Ontology annotation, molecular function: structural constituent of ribosome.
GCCAUUUAUGUGGCUGUGUAAGUAUGCAAACUAAACCGUUCGAGCAAUAAUUCUUUGAUGCAAAACGAUGGCAACAAUUCUGCAAGCAGUUCGCUCUUUGCGUGCUGCUCGUUUUCUGCAGUCGGUACGCUGGAACUCGAAUGAAGUCCCACUCAUUGAUCCUUCGCGUAUGAUUCGAAAGCCGGGCUUCCAACCAUCCACUCGCAAGUCGAAAGGUGCUGCCCUCAGGCCACAUCUUGGCGUCGAGGUAGACCCGAACCAUGGUCUUUGGGCUUUUUUUAGAAAGAAGGAAGUCGACGGGGAGAUGGAGUAUGUGAGUCUUGAAGGAAGAGACACAUUUCAAGAUGAUCCCGGGAGGUCAUGGAAAGCAGCAGAACUUCGGCGAAAGAGCUUCAAGGACCUGCAUACGCUUUGGUAUGUUCUCUUGCGAGAACGAAACCUCCUUGCAGCCCAAAGAGAGGAGGCGAGGCGACUUGGUGUCAGCAAUCCUGAGAGUCUUGCUGGCGUUAAAAAGGAUGUUCAAUGUCGAAAAUCGAUGGCACGUAUAAAAUACGUGAUCAACGAGCGGAGGCUACUUUAUGAUAAAUAUAUUGCUGAAUUGGAAGCUAAACACCAGCUGUUGGCAUCCAAGCCGAAACCCGCGGCAGCUGGCGUUCAGCCAUCUCAAGAUAAAGAAAACGUCCCUCGUACGCGCGCUGAAAGGCUGAAGGCACGGCGGACCAAGAGGUCGAAUACACCCAUUCCUGUAUGACUCGACGACGGAGUCGCGCCCCAAACUCUUGUACCAUACUUGUAGUUACCCAUAAUAUUGCUUUGACCGAAUCUACCAUAUCUUCUGAUAUUUGAUAUUAAUGUGAAGUUGUCCGUGAUCCGCGUCGGUUUUGCUCCCAAUCACUCAUGACUUGUGAUAUCUGACAGUCUUUGACAGAGGGCUGCUCGUACAUCUCCAGU